This is a messenger RNA of Juglans regia (Persian walnut), 1020 nucleotides long. RefSeq lists its product as uncharacterized. The transcript has 3 exons. Lineage: Eukaryota; Viridiplantae; Streptophyta; Magnoliopsida; Fagales; Juglandaceae. The record is from RefSeq and is a predicted model, not a curated record. The coding region runs from base 1 to 1020 and encodes 339 amino acids.
AUGAAUUCAAGAAUGAAAGGCAAAAGAGGUUUCAUGGCCCUUAAAUUGGACAUGAGCAAGGCCUAUGAUAGGGUAGAGUGGAAAUUCAUUGAAGCCAUCAUGACCAAGAUGGAAUUUCCUGUACACUGGAUCCACAUCAUCCAGGCAUGCCUCAAUUCUGUUUCUUACUCAAUCCUUGUAAAUGGAGAACCUCAACAGCGUUUCUUGCCUUUUAGAGGCCUAAAACAAGAAGAUCCUUUGUCUCCUUAUUUAUUUAUUUUAUGUGCAGAAGCCCUCACUUCUCUUCUAAAUCAAGCUGAGGCAUGUGGCAACUUAACUCCUGUUUCAAUUGGAAGAGGUCCAAUCACAAUGAACCACUUGUUCUUUGUUGAUGAUAGUCUCUUGUUCUGUCAAGCAAAGCUUGAGGAACUCAAUUGUGUACUUAAUAUCCUAGAUUUAUAUGAGAAAGGCUCAGGACAGGUUUUAAACAAAGACAAAUCUACCAUUUUCUUCAGUAAGAACACUGCCCAGGAACCUGAGACUUCUGGCCAUGCCUUAUGGGGAUGUAUUGCUGCCAAAGAUGUGUGGUGUCAAGGUCCAAAGAAAGUGCAGAAGCUAUCUCUUCAGAGUGAUUUGAUUUUCAAUGUUUGGGCAGGCGUAGUUGACACUCUUGAUCCAGGGGAAUUAGAUGAGGUUGCAAUCACAAUGAGGGUGAUAUGCAGUAAUACCAAAGCAGAGGUCAAAAAGGCUAUCUUGGAGGCUGGGAAUUCUGUUGUAUGUGGAACAUAUGAGAAGUAUCUUGGUCUUCCUGCUAUGGUAGGAAGAUCAAAGUUUAACACUUUCAAAAACCUCAAAGAAAGAAUAUGGCAAAAAAUGAGCAGUUGGGAGAACAAAUUCAUUUCACAAGCUGGUAAAGAGAUCCUGAUCAAGGCUGUCUUACAGGCCAUACCAACAUACACCAUGUGUAUAUUCAAACUUCCAAAGAAAUUGUGUCAGGAGAUCAAUGGACUAUUUGCAAAAUUCUGGUGGGGAAGACAGUAG